AUGGGCUGUAGCAGAUCAGUACCAAUAGCUGAUUCUCUCAGCGAUCAUCAUCAUCCUACUAAAACAAUGACGCCAUUACCAUCACCACCACCCUCUACUUUAAAUCAUCAAUUGCACUCAAAUGGCAUUGCAAAACGGAGCCAUCGUACUGAUCUAGAUGAUAUUGUUCAAAAUUUUCUUUUGAUUUGGCUUGAUGCAAAAGUUGAUGAAUCCAGCGAAGGCUACAGUAAUUCAAUCAAACAUCUGCAACGAACUGUGANAUAA
Molecule: messenger RNA, 264 nt
Organism: Rotaria sp. Silwood2
Lineage: Eukaryota; Metazoa; Rotifera; Eurotatoria; Philodinida; Philodinidae
Source: the annotation of a GenBank genome assembly